Ipomoea triloba (trilobed morning glory) is the source of this 822-nucleotide messenger RNA. Its product is annotated as tRNA (adenine(58)-N(1))-methyltransferase catalytic subunit TRM61-like. Lineage: Eukaryota; Viridiplantae; Streptophyta; Magnoliopsida; Solanales; Convolvulaceae. The record is from RefSeq and is a predicted model, not a curated record. Gene Ontology annotation, biological process: tRNA methylation. Gene Ontology annotation, cellular component: tRNA (m1A) methyltransferase complex; nucleus.
AUGGCAAAGUUUUCUUCAUCUUCUGUAUACGUGGUUGCCAUUAUUGUUCUUUUUUCAGGUUAUUACACUGGAGUAGAGUUUACCAAGUGCGCAGCAUAUAAUAUUGAGUAUGUGAGUCCCGACAAGACACUUCAGCAUAUUAACUACUGUAUGUACCAGUCUGCAGAAUCCAAUAAUGAUUGCACUGCCGAUGAUGAUUGUUGGAAACCCUGUCGCGAUUCUUAUUCUACUAACUUGGAGAUCGUUCCGGGCUGUUUGGUUCUUGAACCCGGUAAAGACAGCGGAUCCUUGACCACCUCGCUUGCUCGCGCUGUUGCUCCCACAAGACAUGCUUACACAUUUGAUUUCCAUGAACAGAGGGCUGCCUCUACUAGAGAGGAUUUUGAGAGGACGGGUUUGAAUGGUCUGGUCACAGUGGGGUUCCCUGAGGAAUUUUGUGGGAGGGCAGAUUUUGUAUUUCUAGACCUCCCUCAGCCUUGGCUUGCCAUACCUUCAGUUGGAAAGAUGUUGAAAGAAGACGGUGUCAUGUGCUCUUUCUCACUCUGCAUUGAGCAAGUACAGCAGUCUUGUGAAGCACUGAGAUUUUGUUUUACUGAUAUAAGAACAUUUGAAGUUCUCCUCCGCACCUAUGAAGUUCGGCAAAGAAUACGAGAGAGCCAUCCAAUCAAGGAUGGAGAUUCUGUUGAUUAUCAUCCAUACAAGAGGAGGCUGGGUUGUGAAGAGAGUGAGAGAAUAGAAUGUUCUACUUCUGGGAGGAAAGAGACCAAAGAGACUGGUCAAAAGAACUUAGAGAUAAAAUGGCUAUUUUGCCCCUGGACUUAA